This is a messenger RNA of Selaginella moellendorffii, 1320 nucleotides long. Its product is annotated as pentatricopeptide repeat-containing protein At4g02750-like. The record is from RefSeq and is a predicted model, not a curated record. Gene Ontology annotation, biological process: RNA modification. Gene Ontology annotation, molecular function: protein binding; RNA binding. The coding region runs from base 1 to 1320 and encodes 439 amino acids. The transcript has 2 exons. Lineage: Eukaryota; Viridiplantae; Streptophyta; Lycopodiopsida; Selaginellales; Selaginellaceae.
AUGAGUGAUCUCCACGCCCAGGAGCUGAUUCGAUCGUGCCGGGGCCUCGCGGAAGCGGUAGCGCUGCAUUCCUCGCUGUGCGAUCGAGUGCAUCUCGGCGUCUAUCUCUCCAAUCUGCUCGUCCAGAUGUAUGGGAAAUGCGGGAGCCCCGAUCGCGCGAGGACCGUCUUCGAUGGAAUUCGACUCAAGAAUCGCUUCUCCUGGUCCUUGAUGAUCACGGCGGAUCUGGAGGAAGCCCAAGAACUCUUUCAAAGGAUGCCCGACAAGGAUAUCGUGUCGUACGGUGCCAUGCUGGCGACAUAUGCUGAAAACGGCCAACUGGCGCGAGCCACCGAAAUUUUUAGAACCGUGCCGUACAGGGACAUGCUGAUGUGGACGAGCAUGCUGACAGGGUAUGCCCAGGCUAGGCAAAUGGGCUUGGCGAAGAAUCUGUUUGGUGGCAUGCCCGAAUGGGACAUGGUGAGCUGGACAGCCUUGCUGUGUGGAUAUUCUCAGAACAAUGCCUCGGAAGACGCGUGGCAAGUAUUUACGGCAAUGCCGCGGAGGGAUCUAGUCACCUGGAACGCGAUGCUUGCAGCAUAUGCCCACAGCGGGAAUCUUCUGGAGUUUGAGAGAUGCUUUUGGAAGAUGCCCGAAUGGAGCAUUGCUUCUUGGAACACGAUGCUUGCCGCGUACUUCCAGGCCGGAGAUUUGCAGCGUGCGUCUCAAAUCUAUGACUCGAUGCCGCGACACGAUUUAAUCUCGUCGACUACAAUGCUGGAGGUGUUUUCUCAACUGGGGCAUCUGUUUUCCGCGAGGAAGCUCUUUGAGAAGAUGGAGGAACGAAACUUGAUCUCCUGGACAGUAAUGGUGAGCGCGUAUGGACGGUUGGGAUUUCUUGACGACGCGAAAGCUCUGUUGGAGAGCAUUCCGGAACGAAAUGUGAUGCCUUGUACCGCUAUUCUUGCUUGUUACGCACAAAACGGGCAUCUUGACAAGGCCAGGAGAGUUUUGGACGAGAUGCCCGAGCAUGACGUGGUGCCGUGGAAUGCCAUGCUAGCAGGAUAUAGUCAAGGUGGGAGGCGUGACCUGGCAAGCGAGCUCUUUCAAGAAAUGCGGCUGCAAGGACUCAAAUCCGACCAGAUCUCUUUUACGUGCUUGCUUCUGGGAUUUAGUCACGGCGGAAAGAUGGAGGACGCUUUGAGAUGCUUCCUUUCGAUGCAAAGUGAUGAUGGAUUGGAGCCAGUGUUGCAACAAUACUGCUGCAUGGUGGAUCUCCUGGACAGGGCUGGACGAGAAAAGGAUGCCAGGAAUUUAACUGCGAGCAUUCCCUUCAGGUAG